AAUACACGCGAUACCGACAUUUUUACUAUCGGCAUUACCGACAAGUGUUUUCCAAAUAGUGCAUGCGCCACCGCUGCAUGAUAAUUAUGAAGCCUCCAUAGGCCUUGAAGAUCUCCCCAAUAUUAUCUCUGGCCAAUUCUCCCCACUCUCAUUUCUGACUUUUGAUUUUUAACUCGUUUUAUCCGUUGCACUCGCUCAAUCCCUUCCCUCUAUUAUCAGUCUCCGGUGAUAACGAAUGUUUGGAUCUGGUGACACUACGUUUUCAAAUUUGAAUUGUUUCGGUGGCGUCAAUCAACCGUUUCAACUGCCAAAGUGUCAGUUCUACCUGUUCUUUGAGGCCCUUAACGUGUGUUUAUGAUCGACGUAUGUAAAAAGUGGAAAUAACCGCUUGGAAAAUUAUUUAACGAUUAUUCAUUCAAUUAGUGAGAGUAAUUCGUUCGAGUCUUGAUGAGGACACGUGUAUGGAGAAUUGUAUCAAAAUGGAAUUCGAGAAGGAUUCAUGCAGAAGUCCAAGGACUUCAGGUGAUAAUAAUCAAGAGAGCUUUAUAAAUAUGACGAUAUUGUCAACACCGAAACCACAGGCAACUUCCACUGUUGAACGUAGAACCUUUGGGUCAUACCCCUUGGACUCCUCUCUAAGAUUCCGAGACUCUCCAGGGGAUGACUCAACCUCCAACAACACGGAGAGUUCUCUCGGUCUCGUGAAUGACAUAUCCAGUCGUUCUAUAAUCGAUGAGGAGUGUUCAACACCCCCACUAAAUCGACACGAGACCGAAAGAAAACUUGCUCGAGAGCUCAUUCAGAAGGUAAAUAACAGAUUCACAAAUACCACCCUGGACCCCAACAAGGAGAACAACCUAAACAGUCCGAAUUUAUCUGACAACACUCCUUCCACUCUCACCAAUUCCCUGGAUCCCUUUUCCCCGCAGAGGGACCAUACCCUGCUCUCCUCGAGUGUCCCCAAGUCCAGCAUCACCAGCGUGGUCUUCGAACCCACUGAAAUUACAGGCCGAUCCUCAGAAAAAUCCCGAAGCCCAAACACCUCUCCCUCUCAAUUUAAAAACGAUGGCUUCAGCUUCAAUAGCACAGCUGCAGAACUAAUGGCGAAAUUCGCUAAUGAAGAUUUCCUCUCGGGUUCUAAAUUGAACUCUCAAUUGUCAGCUGACGAGUCAUCCUGGAAUCAAAACCUGGAGCCAAUUCGUUCCACUGAGAGGGAGCGACUGAACUUCUCUUGCUUCUCUGGAAUUAUUGGGGACAUGGAUCUUUCCCUGGAGUCCUGUGUAGGUCGUAGAGUCUCCGUUGGUGAGUUCUUCGGACGAAAGUGCGAGCCAAUAGGUCAGCUCUCAGCCACCGAAGGAUUCGAUCGACCUGCGUUUGGGUUCAACAUCAGGAGCCCCAAGAGACUGACGAAACCUGGAGCUCUGGUCAACCUUACAACGAUGACGGAUUCAUCGAAAUCGUCAGAGCCCCAAUCGCAGACGAACGACAACCCAGUAGAAAAAUUCUACACCACGUGCACAGCUUCCUGCAUCGACGACACUCGAGAUGAAGACGACGAGGAGCCUCUGAUCAGUCUCAGUGGAAUAGCGAAGGCCCUGGACUCAAAUGACGAAACCCCUCGUCGUCUUGUAGACCAACUUCUCAGGGUUAAAAAAAAAGAGAAGGAGCAGAAGGAAAGAAAACCCCUCGAGAAUGGCAACUGUACUAGCGGAACUUACACUCUGCAGUCAGCAAGGUGCUCUCUCCCUGCCUUUAACCUGGAGACUCCCCAGUCCUCGAGGAAAUUGUCACUAGACAGCAAGACAUUGAAUUCUAACGUUUCAACAAACAACCCAAGUGCCUCAACCUGGAGUCUACCGCUGUCAAACUCUUUCGAGCAGGAUCACAAAUCCCCUGAUAAGUUCAUUCAGAAUGCUGAGAUACAGUCCCCAGGGAUUCCAAAAGUGGACAGCACUCCAGACCCAGCAAUGAUCCUCACACCGCCGUCUCCAUUUUGUAGUAAGGAAUCUUUAAAGCAAUUAAUCAACCAACAGAUUCCCCCAGAGUAUUCAAGUCCUGGUGCCUCUGAGAAUGUCAAGAACUCACCAAUAUCAUAUAUCAAAUCGGAUCGUUCAAUCAAAAAAGAAAUUAAUACGUCCGGGCAAAUUUCCUCACCGAAACUCAAUAGUUUAACUCUGACAAACACAUCGGGGAUCGUUAAUGGUGGUAAAGACUCGCCAGACAAAAUUUCACUGGAAAAACUCGACAGUGCGAUUCUUAAGAAUCCAGCUGAGAGGCUGACCAUUGGCAAAAAUGCAGAAGGACUCUACAAGUGCAUUUUAGGAGUUGCCAGGGAGGCUGACAUCGAAAUGACUAACGAGAGUAAUCGUUGGCUGGUUUGCUCCCUUCAUCUUCUUCAAAUUCAGGGCGACAAGGAGAACAUUCACCUGGAAAUUCCAGACUACACGGUCCUGAUCAAGCCAGGCCAAAGCAAAAUUUUCAAGAUUGUGGUGAAGCUCUUAAAGAUGGGGGGACCGGUGUUAGCCGCCCUGAGCAUCAACUGCAGUGACAUGACCACCAGGGAGUCCUCCACGAAAAAUCAUCUAAUGUGUUUCAUACCUUCUGACGCUCAGAUUGACGUAAUCUAUCCAGAGGGACAUCAAAAUACUCUCAACUUUAGUUUGAAUAAGGAAGUAACAGAAUUGCCUGUGGUUCUGGAGAAUAAAUAUGACACUGACGUCCCCUUAGAGCUUGCCAUAUCAAAUAAUAAAUGGGACGUAUUCAAUAUGAAGAUAUCCAUGACUUCUAAUGAUCUAGUUGAUGAUAAUAAACCAGUUACUCAUUUAAUACUCAAAGCUAACGAUAAAUGUACACUUAAGAUUCAAUAUAAUCAAGAAAACAUGAAGCAGACCUUGAAGAAUUCUAACGAACAACCAAAACUACUCAUUCGAGUGCACAACGAGAUAAAGACUGGCUCGAUACUCGCUGAAAUUCCUCUCAUCGUCGAAGAAAUGCCCAACAACGUCGAGAAGGAUACCCCAGUGGAAAUAACAACUGUUUACUCUCGAUGUGACACUCCUCAACAGCAAUUAAUGACAAGUCUGCCAUCGUCCCCGCACAGUACGACCUCCACCACAAGUGCAAGAACCUCCACAAGUGCAGGAAGGUCAUCUCCUCGGAGUCUAUCAUCAGGUGGAACAGUAGCAGGUGACACAAUACCUAUUCAGUCCACCUACUCUUCAUUAUCCUGGACAACGGUGAAGGUGGGAAAACAUGAAAUCAAGGAAUUUACAAUUAGAAAUACUAGUAACAAUAAGAUAAAACUCCAGGCAACGAUAACUGACAAUGACAAGAGCUUCAAAUUUUUAAAGGAGAGAGAGUCCAGUACGAGUAUCCUGGUGGGUCUCCAGAAAAUGGAGAGCAGAACACUUUCAAUUAUUUACUCUCCGCUGAGAACGGGUGCGUCAGCGGGGAAAAUAACAUUUGUCCAUUACGAGAAUAAAAUCAAGAAGAGUCCUGGAAAUGUUAGUGGGAUUAAGGAAAGGGAAAUAAGGCCCUCCAGGGUGAUUAUGCUGUAUGGAUGUGGAGGGUAUGCCAAGGUGAAUAUUAAUCAGGCGAUGAAGAUUAUGGGGGCGCAGAUGUGGCUGUCUUUGGGGCAGUUGAAUUCCGCUGGAACUCUGACGACUACAGUACAGUUGGAGAACUCAGGAGAUUUGCCAGCUUAUGCCAAAAUAAAACUCUCUCCAAAGGCAGUUUAUCCUACUGUUGCAACUAGCUGGCAUGUCGAGCCCACUGAGAUCAUCCUGGGGCCUAAACAGUCCCAGUGGAUCACAAUCGACUUUAAACCAAGGAAGGAGGAUAUUGCUCUGUUGAGGGGUGACGUGGCAGAGAUGGGGAUAUUGACCAUCACCCAUGGCGACGAGCCAACUCGUUGGAGAAUCAGAAGACUCUAUAAAAAGUCUAUCGAGACUGGGCAGGUUAACGACAAACAAACUGACGUUUUCCGGAACGUGGUGGAUCCCAUCUGCAGGAUUUUUCCUGGGGAGGAACAGAUGCCUCAGCUGUCGAUCAUCAGGGAUGCUGUCCAGGACCUGGGGAUCCUCUGUCGCAGCGUCCAUCGUCAGGUGGUAACCCUCAUGAUGGAUUUGAAUUUCGAUGAAACCGUUCCGAUAUUCACUGAUGAUGCAGACGAGUCCCAGAUGUUUCAAUCUCUCUGCAGUGACACUAGUGUUGUCUCUGUUCAUGAUGAGGACAGUUACAUACCAUCUGAAAGUCUUUUGGAGAGGACUCUGGUGGCUGGACGACAGAGAGAACUGGAUGAGGAGUUUAGUGUCACUCCAGCUUCUGUGACACUCAAUCCUCCUGGAUCUAAGGAUGCCACUGUCAUGAUCACCAGUGCAUCCAGCACUGCCCAGCCUUUUGAAGCAAAAUUGACGAACACAGAGUUCUUGAGUGUUGUGCCUUCUGGAGGAAUGAUUCCAGCCAAAAGGGGGUUCUUGAUUAAAGUUCAGUGUAAAAAGAAUGUUGAUAAAGGGUUCCAAGCGGUUUUACAAAUUUUUACGAGCAAUGAGAGAAAAGAUGUAAAAAUUCACGUUGUGCCUAAGAGAUAUUGAAUUAAUAUUUAAAAUGGAAGAGGGUGGAAAAUAUUUCUGGAGCCUUUAUGAGAUUUAUAUUUAAUUGUAGGCAACAUAUGCAUUUAUACGUCUCAAAGACAAUUUUUUUAUUUCAGAAAAUUCGAUCAAAUUGAAUUUAACUGUAGUAUUGCAGAUUUGUUAAAGCUCAGUGAAGUAAAUCAUCCACUUUUAAAAAUGCGACAUGGUAAUCACAAUGAAUCCAUCUAUGAUUAUUUAAUUGAUUUCAUUUAUUGAAUAUUAAUAAAUUUGCUGGAAACUGUUUUUUUUUCGAUUCUCCGCCUUUGGGCAACGCAGAGAAUUAUCAAGCAAAAAGAAACUUUGAAACUCUGUUAUUAUUUCUUUGUCUCAUAAUUUUUUUUAUAUUGUAUGUCUAAAAGAGUACACCCGGCAGUUGUUUAAACCCCGGGCGAUGCACCGGUGACACAUGUCGAAAACACUUUAGUUCGUAAUUAGCUGAAGUGAAUAACUAAAAAUUUUUUUCGGCGGCUGUCAGAAUUGCAAUGGGCGAAUGAGCAACGGAAUAAAAGGGAUAAAAACUCGAGAUUUUUUUUGUUAUCCAAAAGUGUGUCAAAUGUCUCCUGCAGAUUAGUUGGCUUUACAUUGGGACACGUAUCCCGCACGUUUUAUGAAUUUUUCUAUGUAUUCUAUGUAAAUGAAUUGAAUCGAAUUAA
Fopius arisanus is the source of this 5284-nucleotide messenger RNA. RefSeq names its product spindle defective 2 (gene spd-2). The record is from RefSeq and is a predicted model, not a curated record. Lineage: Eukaryota; Metazoa; Arthropoda; Insecta; Hymenoptera; Braconidae. Bases 462 to 4592 code for a protein of 1376 amino acids. The transcript has 2 exons.